GAGAAGGAAUACCUCAGGAUCUGUUCAUCUCUUCCUGUAUUUCUGGGAUAUCAUUAACCAUCAUUACAAAAAGAUGCUGUUUUGGGAGAGAAGCUGAUUUUCUACUGAACGAAUCUCUGCUGGAUUUAUCAUGGGCACUGCUGCAUCCUGUCAAAGCAGGAGGCUCUGACAACAGCACAGACUGUACUGAACCACCACGUCUGUUUGUCAAAAACCGGUAAAAAUCAGCUGCUGUGACAUGUUGACGCCUGCGAUUUCCAGGCAGCUCAUCCCAAAACCUGACUCUGCUUCCCGUUGUGAAAGGCCUUCACGUGAACAGGAGUAAUUUUCACAACAGAAAAUGGACCCCCACCUCACGCUUUACCUGCAUUUGGCAAAUCACAGUGGAGCCAUUUGAACGCCCAAACAGUCAGGACUGUUUUGUGUGGAUUGAUGAUUCUAUGUAGUGUGUGUGCGAGUGCAGCGCAGCCUUGGAUCCAUCGUGGAACCACAGUCCGCCCGGGCGCCCAGCCUUCGGGCCGGAGACGCUCCAAACCAGCAACUACUCUCUGGUGCUGUUGAUUCAGCUCAGCCUGCUCUCCUUCGACCUGUUCGUCAACUCCUUCAGCGAGCUGCUGAGGGCUGAACCGGCUGUGCAGCUGGUACUUUUCAUUAUCCAGGACAUCGCCAUCCUGUUCAACCUCAUCAUCAUUCUGUUGAUGCUGUUUAACACCUACGUGUUCCAGGUCGGCCUGGUCGCCAUAUUGCUGGAGCGAUUUAGAUCUCUGCUAAUGCUCUCUGCUCUCUACCUGACCUUCAGUAUCAUUCUCCACUCCUGGCUUAUGAAUCUGCGUUGGCUGAAUACCAACAGAUUUAUUUGGACAGACGGUCUUCAGGUGCUGUUUGUCUUCCAAAGAGCUGCUUCUGUGUUGUAUUACUACUUCUAUAAGAGGACCUCUGAGUAUCUGGGUGACCCUCGUCUCUACGAGGAUUCGCCGUGGCUGCGGGACGUCUUUGCUCGAGUCAGACAGUGAUCUCACUGCAGCGGAGCACAGGAUGCCACAGAGGCCGGGACUAGUGUAAAAAUGGCACAGUAAAAAAAAAAAAAAAAAAAAAAUACCCAUAUGGAAAGCAAAGGUUACAAAUAAUAGAAAGUUUGCA
Messenger RNA from Toxotes jaculatrix (banded archerfish), 1140 nucleotides. RefSeq names its product transmembrane protein 138-like. The record is from RefSeq and is a predicted model, not a curated record. The transcript is spliced from 5 exons. Gene Ontology annotation, cellular component: cilium. The coding region runs from base 699 to 1013 and encodes 104 amino acids. Lineage: Eukaryota; Metazoa; Chordata; Actinopteri; Toxotidae.